GCCACCUCCUCCGUGUCUAAGGGCUGUUUUGUGUUUAAACCAGACUUCAAAAAAAGAAAGAUCUCUGUGCCAAUAGGAUGCUAGAGUGAAAGCUUUGCCUUAUAGAAAGGAGUGUUGGAGUGAAAUACGGAUUGGAGAGAAGUAGGAAAUCGUGAGGAACAUAAGAUGUUUGAGUGAAGGACCAUGCCAUUACUGUUUUAAAAUUCCAUCUGAGUCGAAAAGUAAAAUUCUUUGGCUGUAGGAUGAGGAUUGGAGAUAGAACUGAACAGUAGAACAGACUUCACAAACUGAUGUUCAACUAAAAGAGCAUCCGAGAUGAACAGGAGAGGACUAUUUUAAUAAUGAGGAACUUGACUCUGAAGACAGUAAACUUCGAUAUGAGACGUAUCGCUUGCUAUGGCAACGGAUGAAAUCUGAAACAGAGCAAUUACAGGAAGAAUUAAAUGAAAAUCUAUUUGAUAACCUAGUUGACUUUCUGCAGAAGUCUCAUUCUGAAUUCCAGAAAAAUUCCAGAAACUGGGGUUCUCAAAUGAAACUCAGAGAAAUUCCAACAGCUGCUCUUAUUCUUGGUGUGAAUGUCACCGAUCAUGAUGUGAUAUUCAGAAGUCUGACAGAGACCCUUCAGAAUAAUGUCACACCAUAUGUAGUCUCACUGCAAGCUAAGGAUUGUCCAGAUGUGAAACAUUUUUUACAAAAGUUUACCUCACAGUUGAUGGACUGCUGUGUAGAUAGAAACUCCAAGGAGGUGAAAAGUGAUAAUACCCUGAAGAACACAAAUUAUUCAAUGGAUUCCCUUUCUAGUUGGUAUUCAACAGUCACACAGAAGACAGGUCCAAAAAUGCCAAGCAAAAAGAGGCCAGCGUCUAGCCAUUGGCAGUCUCCUCCCGUGGUGCUUAUCUUAAAGAGCAUGGAGAGCUUCAGCACCAGAGUACUCCAGGACUUCAUAACCAUCAGCAGUCACCAUCUGCAUGAGUUUCCUCUAAUUCUCAUUUUUGGGAUCGCCACAUCUCCUGUUAUUAUCCAUCGACUGCUUCCUCAUUCAGUGUCAUCUCUGUUGUGUAUAGAACUGUUCCAGUCUCUGUCUUGCAAGGAACACCUGACAGUAGUUCUUGAUAAGCUGCUUCUUACACCUCAGUUUCCCUUCAAAUUCAAUAAAAAGGCAUUACAGGUUCUCACCAACAUCUUUUUGUAUCACGAUUUCUCAAUUCAAAACUUCAUCAAAGGAAUUAAGCUUUCUCUGCUAGAGCAUUUUUAUUCCCAGCCCCUAAGUGUUCUGUGCUGUGACCUCUCAGAAGCCAAGAAAAGAGUGAAUGCCUUCUCAGUUAGCCAGUGUGAAAGCAUUCGGCGCCUCCCUUCCUUUAGGAGGUAUGUGGAAAAUCAACCUUUGGAAAAGCAAGUUGCACUGUUGACGAAUGAGACUUUUUUAAAGGAGAAAACUCAAUCAUUGUUGGAAGACCUGCAUGUUUACCACAUCAAUUACUUCCUUGUUUUGAGAUGUCUUCAUAAUUUUACCUCUUCUCUUCCCAAGUACCCACUGGGUCGACAGAUUAGGGAGCUGCAUUGCACAUGCUUAGAAAAGAAGAUCUGGGAUUCAGAGGAGUACGCGUCAGCCUUGCAGCUACUCAGAAUGCUGGCAAAGGAUGAACUGAUAAGCAUACUUCAGCAAUGUAUUGAGGUUUUGAAUUCCUCUACUGAAGAGCAGCUUGGCAACACAACACAGAAAAUAAAGGAUUUCCUGACCCAGUUUCAGAACCUUGAUGCAGAUAACAAAGAGGAAGAGGAUGCUUGUGGGUCCCAGCCAAAGGGGUUGCAGAAGACAGACCUGUACCACCUUCAGAAGUCCUUACUGGAAAUGAAAGAGCUAAGGAGAACAACAAAGAAGCCAACCAAGUUUGAAAUGCUCAGAGAAAAUGUUAUGAACUUCAUCGACAACUUGGUAAGAGAUUACCUGCUGCCUCCUGAGAGCCAGCCUCUGCAUGAGGUAGUGUACUUCAGCGCUGCCAACACACUCCGUGAACACUUAAAUGCUGCUCCAAGAAUUGCUCUCCACACUGCACUCAACAACCCUUAUUAUUACCUAAAGAAUGAAGCACUGAAAAGUGAGGAAGGCUGCAUUCCAAAUACUGCCCCUGACAUCUGCAUAGCAUAUAAACUGCACCUCGAGUGCAGCCGGCUGAUCAACCUCGUGGACUGGGCAGAGGCUUUUGCAACAGUUGUGACAGCUGCUGAGAAAAUGGAUGCAAAUUCUACAGUCUCAGAAGAAAUGAGUGAAGUUAUUCAUGCUCGAUUUAUUAGAGCUGUUUCUGAAUUAGAACUUUUAGGCUUCAUAAAACCUACGAAACAGAAGACUGACCAUGUUGCAAGGCUCACAUGGGGAGGAUGCUAAAAAGCAAAUGAGUAGAGACAAAAGUUCCAUGUCCAACUUAGACAAAGAUCAAAUCUGGCAUAUUUGCAUAUUUGUAUGAAAACAUUUUGGGGGUACUUCAAAGUCUUUAACAAUUGCAUAAAGCCUUUACACAUUAUCGGUAUACGUUACUUCAUUCUUGCUUGUUUGGUGUGUAAAUGUGUCUUAUGUGUAGUUACAUCUCCUCUAGAGAACUUGCAGCACUGCAUACCAGUACAUUGUAAAGUCAAUCUUACAGGUGUUUUCCUUGCUAGAAAGGCUGAAUAAGUAUUCCCAUGAACAGUCCAAGGAGACUUACACCCAGUAAGCCUUAUACAAACUGCUCCCUACCUUACCAUACUUAGAAAUGUGAAGGUCCAGUGAAUAUCCUGAUCUCUUUCAUAAGAACUUAAGAAUCAGAUACCUAGAGCUAUUAUUUAAUGUCCAACCCCCAAGAGAAUUAUACCAAAAUUGUUCACAAAUGAUUCAGAGA
Messenger RNA from Mastomys coucha (southern multimammate mouse), 2876 nucleotides. RefSeq names its product origin recognition complex subunit 3 (gene Orc3). The record is from RefSeq and is a predicted model, not a curated record. Gene Ontology annotation, biological process: DNA replication initiation; DNA replication. Gene Ontology annotation, molecular function: DNA replication origin binding. Gene Ontology annotation, cellular component: DNA replication preinitiation complex; nuclear origin of replication recognition complex; nuclear pre-replicative complex. The transcript is spliced from 22 exons. Bases 407 to 2386 code for a protein of 659 amino acids. Lineage: Eukaryota; Metazoa; Chordata; Mammalia; Rodentia; Muridae.